AUGGAAGAUAGAGUCAAUUUAAAAGAUGAUCUGGCAAUUUUAAGGGACAUGUAUCCAGAGCUUGUUCUCGAUCAAGAUGAAAAGAGUAUAAAUACAAAUAUUCAGAAUGUUGUAAGUGGAUAUCUCCCGUUUAAGGUGUCUCUACAUAAUAAUUUAAGUGUUUCAUAUGAAAAGGAGCUACUGACGUUUUCGAGUUUUCUAUUAGGUGUUUUACAAUUCAAGAUCGAUGUUGCUAAAUAUCCCAGUCUAAAAGAUAGCCUAGAAUUAAACUUUAUUUCGGAAUGGAUGACAAAGGAAGAUAAAAAUAUCAUUAUAUCAAGUUUAGAUGAACAAUUUGGGGAUUUGACAGACCCAACUUCUGAUAUUUAUGAUCCUUUUACCCCUAUAUUAAUGUUAUUGUUCAGUUACCUAACUGAUGAGACAGCCUCAGUUCUCUUCCCUGAUAACGUUAAAAAAUGUUUAACAUUAGAAGAGUAUCAAAUUUUUAAGAUUAUGAAGAGUACAAUCCAGAAGGAAGAAGCCUCCAAAAAAAAUUUUACAUGUUGCAUAUGCAUAGAUACUAAAAAGGGUACGAAUAUAAUUGAGCUUCCCUGUAAGGAAGAAACCAAACAUUAUUUAUGCGAACCAUGUGUAAAAUCAUACUACUCUGAAAUGAUUAAAGAAGGGAACAUGGAUGCAGUACGAUGCCCAGAGUGUAAAUAUGAAGAAAUAGUCCUAGAUUCCUUCAAGGAUUAUACAUUGUUAAAAGAAACCUUAUUCACACCUGCUAUUCCGUUUGAAUUUUUUGAUAGAGUCUUAAGUGAGGAGCUAUGUACUAAGUAUAGAGAGUUAUUUCAUUCGUAUUGUGCCACCAAGUUGUCAAAACACAGUACUUCAGCAUGUAUUCCUUGUAGGCGAUGCAAUACAUGGUGCGUUAAAGAUAACUUGGACGAUGCAAUGAUCAGUUGUAAAACCUGUUCUUUUGUCUUUUGUUUCAAUUGUUUACAUUCAUGGCAUGGUUAUAAUAAUCUAUGUGGUGCUAAAGUCACAAUUCCAAGAGAAGUAAUAGAGGCAUAUAUAGAUGAGGAUGGUAUACUAUCAGAUGAUGCAAAAAAAGAAAUGGAGGUGAAAUAUGGUAAGAAACAGUUAGCUACAGAUGUAAGUGACUAUCUGGCAGAUCAACUAUUAGAUUUGGCAAUUGCUGAAAAGGAUUCCAACUUACAAAGAUGCCCUCACUGUAGAAUUGUAGUACAAAGAAGUGAAGGUUGUAAUAAAAUGAGAUGUGCUGUAUGCAACUGUUUAUUUUGUUUCAUCUGCGGUACCUUGCUAUAUCCUGAGGAUCCUUAUGAACAUUUCAGGGAAGUGUGGUCGGAGUGUUACGGUAGGCUAUUUGAAGGUAUGGAAGGAGUUGAUUCUUGA
Messenger RNA from Tetrapisispora phaffii CBS 4417, 1398 nucleotides. RefSeq names its product RBR-type E3 ubiquitin transferase (gene ITT1). The record is from RefSeq and is a predicted model, not a curated record. Gene Ontology annotation, cellular component: ubiquitin ligase complex; cytoplasm. Bases 1 to 1398 code for a protein of 465 amino acids. Gene Ontology annotation, molecular function: ubiquitin protein ligase activity; zinc ion binding; ubiquitin conjugating enzyme binding. Gene Ontology annotation, biological process: protein polyubiquitination; ubiquitin-dependent protein catabolic process; positive regulation of proteasomal ubiquitin-dependent protein catabolic process. The transcript has a single exon. NCBI's taxonomy places the organism in Eukaryota, Fungi, Ascomycota, Saccharomycetes, Saccharomycetales, Saccharomycetaceae.